GGGCGGUGUUACAGCGGCGGUGGGGCCGCGCUGGGCCGGGCCGAUGGAGUCGGGCGGCGGCGCGGAGGAGCCCGGGGGCGAGAGCGGCUGUUUCCUGUACUACGCGUACGGCAGCAACCUGCUGCGGGAGCGGCUGCUGCUGCGCAACCCCUCGGCCGCGCUCUACGCCCUGGCGCGCCUGCAGGAUUUUAAGCUCGAGUUUGGCCAUCAUCAAGGCAGGACGAGUUCUGUCUGGCAUGGAGGUACAGCUACCAUUGUUCAGAGCCCUGGAGACGAAGUAUGGGGAAUAGUGUGGAAAAUGAACACUUGCAAUUUAAGUUCGCUGGAUAAGCAAGAGGGAGUUGAAGAUGGUUUAUAUGUCCCAAUAGAAGUUAAUGUGCACACUCAAGAGGGAAAGGUGCUGACCUGUCGAAGCUACCAGAUGAAGGACUAUGUCUGUGGUCCCCCUUCUCCGCAGUAUAAAAAGGUUAUCUGCAUGGGUGCAAAACAGAAUGGCUUGCCAGUUGAUUACCUGGAGAAAUUAGAAGCUAUUGAAACUAAUAACUAUGCGGGACCGGUGCCAAUAAUGGAAGAGAUUGAAGCUGCUAUUAAAGCAGAGAAAAUAAAUUCUGCAUAGAAUACCUCUGCAUUUGCUUGGCCAUUCACCUUGAUUUAGAUACCUCUCCUCACUGUGCUGAUCAGCAGUUUCUUUAUUUAUCAAGAAAAGAUGAGUUUGUUGUGCAUCAUUGGAUAUAAUUUGCAGUCUGAAGACAUGCUGACAUUGGUAACUUCUUUUUGUAUGUAUAGCUUGAGUACAUGCCGAAGGUUUUGCAGAUUUGGAAAUUAUCUUUCUGUAAUUGUCAUGCAGUGCUACACACAAGUUUGUGCUUCAUGUCCUG
Neopelma chrysocephalum (saffron-crested tyrant-manakin) is the source of this 878-nucleotide messenger RNA. It is a transcript of the gene GGCT, whose product is annotated as gamma-glutamylcyclotransferase. The transcript has 4 exons. The record is from RefSeq and is a predicted model, not a curated record. Gene Ontology annotation, molecular function: gamma-glutamylcyclotransferase activity. Lineage: Eukaryota; Metazoa; Chordata; Aves; Passeriformes; Pipridae. The coding region runs from base 44 to 616 and encodes 190 amino acids.